AUGAACAAGAGCAUGAAUCAUGGAGGAAAGCCGUCGGACAAGUCCUACGCCUCGGAGUCCCAGAGCAGAGCGGAGACUUCAAGCCUGCGAGAGAUGCUGGAAACGGAAGCAGAAGCGUGCAUUGAAGCGAAAGCCAAGUGUUGUCCACGAAGCGUUCAAUUAGGGGGCACCGCAGAGGAUGCAAGCGGACUUUCCAAUGCUGCACUUCCAGAAAAGGUGGAAGCUCUGCAUGAUCAGUCUAGGCGCCAACGCCGGCGUCUUACAGCCGACACAAGCGAUGAGAGAACAUCGCACUCACCUAACAGCCCAACAGAAGCCGCACAAAAUAGUCCACAAACCUCCCAUGACACACCAUUGACGGAGCAAACCAGUCUCACUGAGCGGUCAGUACAGGCAGCCAUGGGAGAAAUCGAAUUCCUAUCUCGCAACGCCAUGGCAGAACCUCGUGGUGAGGCAAGUGGAUUUCCCCAGGAACUGGCGAUAGGAAGCAUGAUUCAAGCUUCCCUUACUAUUUCAGGGAGAGACCCAACACAAUCUUUAUGUUCUUUGUCUCAAAAGUCAAAGUACAGCACCAUUUUGGGACAAGUAGUCCCUACACUCACCAGAGACGUUGUUGCUAUGGACCGUUUCUUCGGGCAUACAAAAGCUCUCUGUCCAUUCAUCGACGAGGAAGAGAUGCUAGGAUAUUGUGAUUCUUUCUUUGAUAGUAGCCAGGAAUCCCAAGCGACUCCGUAUACCUCAUUCAGAGAUUUCAAUGUGUAUAUGGCAGCAGCUAUUGGGAUCCUACUCUCUCCCGACUCGGGUAUUGAAUUUUUCGCCAGCAGCUUGCACAGCGCGGCAAUGCAGAAGUUUCCCAGCAUAAUCCAAAGUAACGAUGACAUGGGCUUGUUGCAUUCCUUGCUGUUGUUGAUUAUUUACUCCAUGUUCUCAUCGGUGGGGGGAUCCACAUGGCAUCUUGUCGGCUUGGCCAUGAAGAAGGCAAUAUCGUACGGUUUCCAUAAAGAGCCACUCUCUGACCUCGGCAUAGCUGAGGAGAAGCUCACUCGGAGGAGAGGUAUAUUCUGGAACCUGUACAUACUUGACAGCUGCGCAAUGGACCGGCCAUUCAGUAUUGAAGAUGAAGAUAUUACGCUUCAGGUUCCGUCCUAUGAUGGGGACAUCAGUUCACCAGACACGCUUGACUUCCCGGCGUACGUUGUCAUGCACGCUCGACUGAUGUCUAAGAUGAGAGGCUCUUCACGUCAGCAGUCAAUAUUCCAUUAUGGAAGCCUCUCCUACUGGAGAGAUAUACCAAGGGGAAUACAAAAAUCGAGUGUAGCUCCUGCUUCCUCUAGAGCAAUACGGCAGCUCACCUGUAGGGCAAUGGUCUGCCUAGCACAAAUCAGUGGGCUUGAGCAAGCCGCAACUAGGGUUCUUGGGACAACCCAUACUAUCCGACAAGAUGUAAUAAACACUUGUAAUGAUUAUAUCAAUACCGAGUAUUUGGCUGUGGAGGACGACUGUUUCACAGGCUCGUUCGUUGAUGCGUUUGACAUCUUUUCCGUGGGAGUGGUUCUUAUCUGCCUGGGAAGGACAGAGCUCCCUUCAGAGAUGUCGAAUGCAACCAGUGUUCUCAACAAGUGUACUGCUUUAUUGACACUUCUUGGUGAAAGAUUUCCGGCGCUCAAAGCUUUUUGCAGGGUUCUCUGGUGCUUGCAGGAGUCAGCAGACAUGAUAAUUGAUGAGCUGCCGGAAAUAGUCCCCCAUGCUCUUCAAGUACUGAUUGAGGGUGCAUUCCGAAGUGAUUGCCCGGUUCGUUAA
Messenger RNA from Aspergillus niger, 1800 nucleotides. RefSeq lists its product as uncharacterized. Gene Ontology annotation, biological process: DNA-templated transcription; positive regulation of transcription by RNA polymerase II. Lineage: Eukaryota; Fungi; Ascomycota; Eurotiomycetes; Eurotiales; Aspergillaceae. Gene Ontology annotation, molecular function: sequence-specific DNA binding; DNA-binding transcription factor activity, RNA polymerase II-specific; zinc ion binding. The record is from RefSeq and is a predicted model, not a curated record. The transcript has 7 exons. The coding region runs from base 1 to 1800 and encodes 599 amino acids.